Messenger RNA from Haliaeetus leucocephalus (bald eagle), 1212 nucleotides. It is a transcript of the gene KLF15, whose product is annotated as Kruppel-like factor 15. The coding region runs from base 1 to 1212 and encodes 403 amino acids. Gene Ontology annotation, molecular function: DNA-binding transcription factor activity, RNA polymerase II-specific; RNA polymerase II cis-regulatory region sequence-specific DNA binding. NCBI's taxonomy places the organism in Eukaryota, Metazoa, Chordata, Aves, Accipitriformes, Accipitridae. The record is from RefSeq and is a predicted model, not a curated record. The transcript is spliced from 2 exons. Gene Ontology annotation, biological process: regulation of transcription by RNA polymerase II.
AUGGUGGAUCACUUGCUGCCUACUGAUGAAUCCUUUUCAUCUACAAGAUCUUCUCUUGGAUACUUUGGGGACAUGACAGCAGGGGUGAGGUCCUACCAAAUGCUGCCCUCUCCCCUGUCGGAAGAUGACAGCGACUCGUCCAGCUUUUGUUCUUGUUCCAGCCCUGACUCCCAGGUUCUCAGCUCCAGCUAUGGAAGCACGUCCAGUGCGGAAAGUCAGGACAGUAUCUUAGACUACUUACUGUCCCAGGCAUCUUUGGGGAACACCGCUGCGUCAUGGUGGGACAAAAGGAGACUUCAGCCAAUAGUGAAAGAGGAGUACUUUAGGUUGCCUGAAUUUGCCGUGGAUAUGGAAGACUCAGGACCAUUUCAGCCCACGCUUGAGGAAAUUGAGGAAUUUCUGGAGGAGAACAUGGAGUUGGAGCUCAAAGAAAGACCUAAAAGCGAGACCAAGGACUUGAGAGCUUGCAGCCAAGUUUCUGUUGCUUCGCUACAGCAAAAAGACCAUAUGUUACCCAGCGCUAGUUUAAAAGAGAGUAAAAAUGAACAGUUGAGCAGCUCGGCGGAAGGUGGCCAAGCUUCAAAUGGAGGAAUGUCCCUGGAGAAUGGGAUACCGGUUAUGCUCCAAAUUCAGCCUGUACAGAUCAAACAGGAGUCCAACACAAGCCCCAGUUCCCAAGGACCAGCACAAGAGAACAUUAAAAUUGCACAGCUCCUAGUCAACAUCCAAGGACAGACAUUUGCCCUUGUGCCUCAGAUAGUUCAGUCGUCCAAUUUGAACUUGUCCUCUAAAUUUGUCCGCAUUGCUCCUGUCCCCAUCGCCGCCAAGCCAAUUGGGCCAGGAGGCAUGAUCCAGGGUCAGACAGGAAUCAUCAUGGGUCAGAAAUUUCAAAAGAACCCUGCAGCAGAACUCAUUAAAAUGCACAAAUGUUCUUUUCCUGGUUGUACCAAGAUGUACACGAAAAGCAGCCAUUUGAAAGCCCACCUGAGGAGGCAUACGGGAGAAAAGCCUUUUGCAUGCACGUGGCCGGGUUGUGGAUGGAGGUUCUCCAGGUCAGAUGAGCUGUCCCGGCACAGGCGCUCCCACUCGGGGGUGAAACCCUAUCAGUGUCCUGUCUGUGAGAAGAAGUUUGCUCGAAGUGACCACUUGUCCAAACAUGUCAAGGUGCAUCGGUUCCCACGAAGCAACCGCUCCGUCCGCUCCGUGAACUGA